Acanthamoeba castellanii str. Neff is the source of this 723-nucleotide messenger RNA. RefSeq lists its product as uncharacterized. Bases 1 to 723 code for a protein of 240 amino acids. Lineage: Eukaryota; Discosea; Longamoebia; Acanthamoebidae. The transcript is spliced from 4 exons. The record is from RefSeq and is a predicted model, not a curated record.
AUGCAGACAGCCAAGCAAGAUGUGUCGUUGAAGUGCAAGUGUGAUGAAGGAAUUGAGACAGGCCAUGAGGUGGAGCUGCUGUGCCAGAAGAAAGAAAUAGAGGAGGAGCUAGCAAGUAUACAGGCACAGUGUGAGCAGGCCACUAAGAAGCACAAGACUGACAGCAACAAGGUUUUUGGAGAAGGACCCAAAGAGCUACUUUGCAUCAAGGAGCCAUCUGACACUGCAGUGGUGCAUCUGGAGGGCCUGGCGCACACCCAAGAUGACCCAAAUCUGAUCUCUCUUGAAAAGGGCCUUGAGUGGCUUAUGGACACUGUGCCUAACGCACAGAUGCACCUCCAGUCUUUGGGUCCCAACACAGUUAAGGUGCUCAACAAGCUCAUUGUCACUUCCAAAAUCGUCAGACAGGGCCUGGAGGGGGUCAAGGAAGCUAGGCCCUACCUGAGAACUGUGGCAUCCAUCAUGCCCCUGGCCGAUUUGGUCAAGGAGGGACUCAAGCUGUUCCUCCAGUGGCGUGACUUCACUCUCAGAGUAGUGAAGGUGGCCCAAAUGGAGAAGAACCUUGCUGUGCAGAGUGCACCUCAUUCAGAAACCAAGAAAAAAGAGGCCAAGGAUGAGGAUGAGGACAAGGACAAGAUGGAGGACGACAAGGAGAAAGGUACAGAGAAAGAAAAGGGAAAGAAGAAGGGGAAGGAAAAGCAGACAAAGAAGCACAUGCAGUAG